GUGAUGGAGCGCUGGCGGGGCAGAGUAGCUCUGGUGACCGGAGCCUCGGUCGGGAUUGGGGCGGCUAUAGCCGUAGAGCUGGUCCGGCUCGGCAUGAAAGUGGUGGGCUGCGCCAGGGACAUCGGAAAACUCCAGAAACUGGCAGCAGAGUGUCAGAGCGCCAGCUACCCGGGUGUUUUGGUGCCUUUCAAGUGCGACUUGGCCAAAGAGGAGGAGAUUCUGGCCAUGUUUGCAGUGAUCAAGGAGCAGCACAAAGGCGUGGACGUGUGCAUCAGCAACGCUGGCUUGGCUCACCCAGAGCUGCUGCUAAACGGCAAAACCAGUGCCUGGAAAAACAUGUUGGAUGUGAACGUUCUUGCACUGAGCAUCUGUGCACGUGAAGCUUAUCAGUCAAGGAAAGAGAGAGACGUGGAUGAUGGGCACAUCUUAAACAUAAACAGCCAGUGUGGUCAUCAAGUGUUUCCUAAUGCUGAUGUACAUUUCUACACCUGCACCAAGUAUGCUGUAACUGCACUGACUGAGGGCCUGAGGCAGGAGCUACGUGCUGAAAACACUCAUAUCCGGGCCACAAGCAUUUCUCCUGGCUUUGUGGAGACAGAAUUUGCAUCACGCCUCUACAGAGAUAAUUAUGAUAAAGCAGCUGCUUUAUACACUAAAUAUAAGCCUCUGGAAGCAAAAGACAUUGUCAGUGCCAUCACAUAUGUGCUCAGUGCCCCUCCUCAUGUUCAGAUUGGGGAGAUUUUGCUUGAAAGUCUGUAGCAGGUGUCAUGCAACUUGGCCGUGAGACCC
Messenger RNA from Neolamprologus brichardi, 789 nucleotides. Its product is annotated as dehydrogenase/reductase SDR family member 11-like. NCBI's taxonomy places the organism in Eukaryota, Metazoa, Chordata, Actinopteri, Cichliformes, Cichlidae. The record is from RefSeq and is a predicted model, not a curated record.